This is a messenger RNA of Darwinula stevensoni, 600 nucleotides long. Lineage: Eukaryota; Metazoa; Arthropoda; Ostracoda; Podocopida; Darwinulidae. The record is from the annotation of a GenBank genome assembly.
AUGCGAAAGCGGCAAAGAGAUGCAUUCGAAACGCCGACGAAUCCGUCCAUCGACUUCGAUAUCGGUCCAGGAGGGAAAGGGCGAGUGAAGAGCUUCUAUCGAGCGCACGAGAUGGCGGUCUGGAAUCGGCUCAUUCCUACGAUCGUGAGGAGUGGAUCUAACGGAAGCGAAGGAUUCCAUCAUCACGCGGUCUUCCCCACACCUCGAUCCGGACCAUCCGGCAUCCCCGUUGAAGCCAGUCCCCAGGUGGAAGCUGCCCUCCCGGUGUCCACCCCCCUGCCCAGGGUCCCAUCUCCGGUGUCCCGUCCCACGAACGCGACCGCUCUGGAGGAGAGUUCCUCACCCGUCGAGGAGACGGAAAGAGCUGCCCUCCUCUCCCUCACGGUCGGGGUGGGAUCCCUCUUGUUGAUCCUCAACGCUUCCUUCUUCGCUGCCGUCUACUAUCGGCGACUGAAGCAUCGGCAUCGAUAUCGUGUCGACAGGGAUCUCGCCUCUUCCGAUCCUUCGGCUGCAGGGCCGAACGAACUGAGAACGUUCGAGAUCGUCUACUAAACGCACUACCUCGAGUCGUCAGAUUUCCAUCCCCAUAUCACACGACAC